Coffea eugenioides is the source of this 1411-nucleotide messenger RNA. Its product is annotated as plant cysteine oxidase 4. The record is from RefSeq and is a predicted model, not a curated record. Bases 519 to 1181 code for a protein of 220 amino acids. NCBI's taxonomy places the organism in Eukaryota, Viridiplantae, Streptophyta, Magnoliopsida, Gentianales, Rubiaceae. The transcript is spliced from 5 exons. Gene Ontology annotation, molecular function: oxidoreductase activity, acting on single donors with incorporation of molecular oxygen, incorporation of two atoms of oxygen.
ACACACAAGCAUUUCAAAAGAGAUCUUAUCAUCUCUUCACUCCACUUGGUGCUGCAUCACAUGAAUUGUGGCUUAGACUGGCUGCCUAAGACACUUAAAGAGAAGAAAUUUGGAUUCUUGUAUAAAAGAUUCUCCUUAUAUGUUCAGCAAGAGAGAUGGGACAGAGGGAGAGGUCUCUUUUUCAUAUAUCUUUUGGGAGGAGAGGGGAAGAGAUCCUCUAGAGGAAGAAAUUCUUCCUUUUUUUGGCAUUUUUAUUUGAAGGGGUUUUUACUCAGUUGGCCUUUUUAGGGCAGGGUGGAGCUUGGAUGAGAAGAGAACUAGUGAGACAAAAUUGGCUGAGAUCUUUACAUAACGAUCUGGGAAUUUUUUUUCUUUUUCUUUUCUUUGGUUUGCCGGUCUGCACGUGUUUUAACGGAUUGCUUUGGUUACUGCCUCAACCACUGAGAUCUGGAAUGUGCAUCUAAAGUUGUUAUAUAAGGAGCACCCAAUAGGAAGUUUGGACUGCUUGUGAGCAUGCUAUGGAGGAACCUCUCCUGUCGGCCCAUAAGUACCAUUUUCAGACAUACAAAAUUAAACCAUCAGAUGUGGGUCUUGAGCAGGAGGCUCAGUUAGUACGUGGGUGGAAAGGUUCGGUGCGUGGACAUAAUGGGGUUCCUGAGUCAAUGCCACCAAUUAAAUACCUGCACUUACAUGAAUCUGAUAGCUUCUCUAUGGGAAUUUUCUGUAUGCCUGCUUAUUCUAUCAUUCCCCUUCAUAAUCAUCCGGGCAUGACCGUGUUAAGCAAGCUUCUCUAUGGUUCCUUGCAUGUGAAAUCCUUUGAUUGGAUUGACAUCCCUGGGCCAUCUGAUCCGUCUGAAGCAAGACCGGCAAAACUCGCAAGGGACUGUGAGAUGACUGCUCCGACUGAAACAACAGUUCUCUAUCCAACUAGUGGAGGUAACAUACAUUGUUUCAAAGCUAUAACUCCCUGUGCCAUUUUUGACAUCCUUUCUCCGCCCUACUCCUCUGAGGAUGGACGGCAUUGCACAUAUUUCCGAAGGUCCCCAAGAGGAGAUCUGCCUGGUAGCCUUGAGGUGGAUGGAGAGACAAUCACUCACAUGACUUGGUUAGAAGAGUUUCAACCUCCUGAUAAUUUUGUGAUUCGGAGAGGACAGUACAAGGGCCGCGUUAUCAAAACUUAACCUUCAAAUUUUGGUGGGGUUAUUAGUUUUGUGAAUGAAUUGUGAGCUUCAUUUGAGCGCUUUUUUUAGGUGAAAUUUGCUAAUGUGUUAAAACUGUCAAAAUAAUCAACAAUUCAUUUUCUGUGCCAUAGAACUUUGGCAUUUGGAGUUGUACAUAUUAAUCAACUAGAUAUCCCUUUUAUAGAACACUCACCUUAUAUUAGUCGACAAACUUUUUGGUUGAGAUCUUA